Molecule: messenger RNA, 2731 nt
Organism: Scomber scombrus (Atlantic mackerel)
Lineage: Eukaryota; Metazoa; Chordata; Actinopteri; Scombriformes; Scombridae
Gene: tm9sf5
Product: transmembrane 9 superfamily protein member 5
Exons: 17
Coding region: 148-2109 (653 amino acids)
Biological process (GO): protein localization to membrane
Cellular component (GO): membrane
Source: RefSeq, a predicted model, not a curated record
GUGAGACAGGUCAGCCGCUGCGUCUCGAGUGGAAAGAGCUAGCUAUCCGUGAACAGCUAACGUUAACAAAACGUUUUCCUUAAAAGAAGGAGCCCUCUCCUUUGACUCAAGAAGACCAAACCUGCGACUAACCGUGUCCGCGAGAAAAUGAAGAGGCGGAUACACUUUGGUUUUGUGCUGGUUUUCUUGCUGGUUUCACAUUUCUCUUCGUGCUCGGCGUUUUAUCUUCCGGGUUUAGCCCCAGUGAGUUUCUGUGAAGAAGGCAAAGGUGGUGAAGAUUGUCAGACAGUGAUUCAGCUGUUCGUCAAUCGCUUGGAUUCCGUGGAGUCAGUCCUGCCUUAUGAGUAUGAUAUGUUUGACUUUUGCAAAGAUAUAAAUGAAAAGAGGCCUUCUGAGAACCUUGGACAGGUGCUGUUUGGUGAACGAAUUGAGUCUUCUCCGUACAAGUUCAACUUCAAACAAGAUGUGAAAUGUCAGGCUGUAUGCACAAAAGCAUACAAGAAAGGCAACCAGGAUGAUGCCACCAAACUAGAUUUUCUUAAGAUGGGAAUGCAGCUGAACUACCAACACCACUGGAUCAUUGACAACAUGCCGGUCACAUGGUGCUAUGAUGUGGAAGAUGGUCAGAAGUACUGCAAUCCUGGCUUUCCCAUCGGUUGCCUUGUUACCUCAGAUGGCAGAUCUAAAGAUGCUUGUGUUAUCAAUUCUGAGUUCAACAAGAAGAACACGUUUUACGUCUUCAACCAUGUAGACAUCAAGAUCACUUACCACAGUGGAGCAUCAGAAGGAUGGAGAGGAGCUCGACUGGUCGCUGCCACUCUGGAGCCAAAGAGUAUCAAGCACACGGACGAGAAAAGCCUAAAUUGUGAAGGAGGUGGCCCAAUGGAGGUCCCUGGAGACUUUGAUAGUGACGUGUCCAUAGUUUACAGCUACUCAGUCUCAUUUGAGGGAACAAAUUCUAUCAAGUGGGCAUCCAGGUGGGACUACAUCCUGGUCUCCAUGCCUCACACUAACAUCCAGUGGUUUAGCAUCAUGAACUCCUUGGUCAUUGUCCUCUUCCUGUCUGGUAUGGUUGCCAUGAUCAUGCUGAGAACUCUGCACAAGGACAUUGCCAGAUACAACCAGGUGGACCAGGAGGAUGCACAGGAGGAGUCGGGGUGGAAGCAGGUGCACGGAGAUGUGUUCCGUCCCCCCAGGAAAGGCAUGUUGCUGUCCGUGUUCCUCGGACAGGGAACCCAGAUCUUCAUCAUGACCUUCAUCACACUCUUCCUGGCUUGUCUGGGCUUCUUGUCACCGGCCAACAGAGGGGCUCUCAUGACGUGUGCUGUGGUCCUCUGGGUUCUGCUGGGCACCCCUGCUGGCUACGUGUCUGCUCGCCUUUACAAAACCUUUGGUGGUGAAAAAUGGAAGUCAAACGUCCUGCUGACAGCACUCCUGUGCCCAGGUAUUGUGUUUGCAGACUUCUUCCUCAUGAACCUGAUCCUUUGGGUGGAGGGUUCAUCAGCGGCAAUCCCCUUUGGUACCCUAGUGGCCAUUUUGGCCUUGUGGUUUGGAAUCUCUGUGCCGCUCACCUUCGUUGGUGCCUACUUUGGAUUCAAGAAAGCAGCCAUUGAGCAACCUGUGCGAACAAACCAGAUCCCCCGUCAGAUUCCAGAGCAGUCAUUCUUCACCAAGCCUAUCCCUGGUAUAGUGAUGGGAGGAAUCUUGCCCUUUGGUUGCAUCUUCAUCCAGCUUUUCUUCAUCCUGAACAGCAUUUGGUCUCAUCAGAUGUACUACAUGUUUGGUUUCCUAUUCCUGGUUUUCAUUAUUCUACUCAUCACCUGCUCUGAGGCCACCAUUCUGCUCUGCUACUUCCACCUAUGUGCUGAGGACUACCACUGGUGGUGGCGUUCCUUCCUGACCAGCGGCUUCACAGCAGUCUAUCUGUUCAUCUAUGCUGUGCAUUACUUCUUCUCAAAGCUACAAAUAAUUGGAGCCGCCAGCACCUUCCUCUACUUUGGAUACACUAUGAUCAUGGUCCUCAUCUUCUUCCUCUUCACAGGUACAAUUGGCUUCUUUGCUUGCUUCUGGUUUGUAAAUAAGAUCUACAGUGUGGUCAAGGUGGACUAAAGGACUGAGGGAAAGACUUAUCCUUGCUGUCACAGUACUGGCCUCCUCAGUGCUGGCUGUGUGAGAAAGUGGUUUGAACGGAGCUGAACUGAAACCAUCACUUAUCAUAGAAAAGAUCCGAAAAGCAGAGCCCGUCCUCGUUUGUGCUUUAAACCUAUGUUGCUAUAUUUUUCUUCUUUUUUUUUUCUUUAAAAAAAAUAUAUGUAUAAUUUUGUGUUCACUGUUGACCAGUAAUAUUUUUGAGUGGGACCUUGAACAUCAUUGUGGGUUCCUAGGAUUUAGUUGUCAUUGUGAACUUUGGUGGGUCUAGCAGGAAAAUCUGAAAUGUUUUUAUUUUAAUUUUCUAAAGAAAGUAAAAUGUUGUCUGUUUUGCUUUUCUAUUCCCUUAUGGCAAAAGGUUUUGUUUUUCAUUACCUGUAUUGUAAUGAUGAAAAAAAAUGUGUGUGUACAUAUAUUGUAUAGAGAGCGAACAAGCGAGAGAAUGCUACUUAAAGAUUGUCACCAUUAUGAAAGCUUCUGUAGUUUCUUUUCUUUCUUUUUUAGGUAAAGAUGGGGCUAUAAAUCCUUAAAUAUCAGCCUGUAUGUAGUUAAGAAAUGAUAUAAAACACUGACAUUGCUCUGA